AUUCCAAAGGCGACGCCAAGCAUCCAUUUGUCAGCCCAAGAUAUUCACAUUCGCGUCGGACCAAGGUUGUCACCAUCAUAGUCGCGACAUUUUCAUUUUUCAGGACAACAUCACUGCAUAUCUCAAUCCUGCCUGAUUGAAGCCUGUUCCUAUCUGACUUCAAAAUCCACUGGUGAUCAUGGCGAAUUACCUCGCCUCCAUCUUCGGUACUGAGCAAGACAAGGUCAACUGCUCUUUCUACUACAAGAUUGGCGCAUGUCGUCACGGCGACCGAUGUUCACGAAAGCAUGUCAAACCUUCAUACUCGCAGACGAUCCUUCUGCCCAAUCUAUAUCAAAACCCAGCCUUCGACCCUAAGAACAAGAUGAACGCGUCGCAACUGCAGAAUCACUUUGAUGCAUUUUACGAAGACUUUUGGUGCGAGAUGUGCAAGUUUGGCGAGAUCGAGGAGGUUGUCGUGUGCGACAACAAUAAUGAUCAUCUCAUCGGCAACGUCUAUGCACGUUUUAAAUACGAAGACUGUGCUCAAAAGGCUUGCGACGCUCUGAACUCCCGCUGGUACGCCGCGCGCCCUAUAUACUGCGAGCUUUCUCCGGUAACAGAUUUCCGCGAGGCGUGCUGUAGACUGAAUUCCGGGGAGGGCUGUGUGCGCGCUGGGUUCUGCAACUUUAUACACCGGAAGGAGCCCAGUGCGGAGCUGGAUCGCGACCUGGAAUUGAGCACGAAGAAGUGGCUGAAGCUAAGGGGUCGUGAUGAGAGGAGUAUGACGAGGAGUCCGAGUCCAGAGCCGACACGAAAAAGAUUUUGAGGGAUUAAGAAGAUCAAACUCAACACAUACGGUUGCUUGAUGAGCGAAGCGGCCUGGUUAAGGACUUACUAGACUUCCUUUCGACCAUUUUGGAUGCCCAAAGCACAGGUCUUGGAUUUCUAUCUGGUCAGCGGAUGCAGCAAGCAGCCCCGACACCAAGGUGACGACUGCGAGUCUGGCAUGAA
Messenger RNA from Pseudovirgaria hyperparasitica, 993 nucleotides. RefSeq names its product RNA-binding domain-containing protein. Lineage: Eukaryota; Fungi; Ascomycota; Dothideomycetes; Acrospermales; Acrospermaceae. Gene Ontology annotation, molecular function: pre-mRNA 3'-splice site binding; metal ion binding. Gene Ontology annotation, cellular component: U2AF complex; spliceosomal complex. The transcript is spliced from 3 exons. The coding region runs from base 179 to 808 and encodes 209 amino acids. Gene Ontology annotation, biological process: mRNA splicing, via spliceosome. The record is from RefSeq and is a predicted model, not a curated record.